UGCGUUGCAAAGCGAAGCCAUCUUCAACUUCAUUUCAUUUCAUGCGCUUGUAUUUGUUUUACAUAAAUCAGAAUAAAAUUCUAUUAUUAUUUUUUUAAAUAUUAAGAAUCCAAUUAAAUAUCCAAAUAUAAACAAAUAAAGCUAAAGAAAACAUUAAUUACUGAACUACACUUAAAAGUGCUUGAUUUAUCUGUGCGAUAUUUAUAGAAAUCUCUCGAAUUGUGGACAUCUCUUUCGGAUUUUUGUGUGUGUCAAGAAAAAAAUGGCGCUAACCAAGAAUUUUUGACGAUAGAGAAAAAAAAAAAAGAUUCACGUGUUUGUGUUUAGAGAAAAUUCCAAUGAAGUAGAAUUUUUAUUUUUAUUAUUUUUGUUUAAUUAAUCUUUAAGAUAAAAAGUUACACACAUUUGAAAUAAUGUCAGAUGAAGUUGAAUUAAUAACUCCUGAACCUCCAGUCGAAGAAAUUCCCAAAGAAGGAAUCACAAUGGAAGAAAUGCUUAAUGAUGAAACUGUAAAUGAGAGUAUUGACGAGUUGACAAGCAUUGAACGAGAUCUUGCUAUAAUGCAUGAUAUCGAUGAAGAUGAACCAAAUGUUUUACAUAGUGGCAUUGUCGAAGAAGCACUCGCCAUGGGCGUCGCUUCUUCGUCGAAUGAUGUUGCCGCUGAUAAACAAGAUGCGUCUCCGGCUUCAAAAGCCGAUGAUGCACAUGACAAUUCAGCUGAACGUCGAAAUGGCACAUCAAAUAAUAACUCGGACACAACAAAUGAUGCCCCUGAUUCGACUACGGGGUCGGCAGCGGGUCCCGCCAAUAAAGUCGAAGAAAUGCCUUUAAUGCAUGAUGACCUUUUGGCGGUUUUGAAAGGCACAGAUACCGAAGAUAGUGGUGAACCUAAUGUCACUAUCGAAGGCGAGGGAGAGUUUGCAAUUGUCGAUAUAAUAGACAAUGAAAUUGAAUUCCCCGAACCAGAUCCUCUGGCAAAGGAAUUGGAAAAGCCCGAACCUCUUACUAAAGAGCAAGUGCGUAAGGUUGCUUUGGAGCAAUUUCAAUCACUUUCAAAAUCCUCACGAAAUCGUGAGGCUAAUCGCCGCCGGAAACAAGAUAUAAAGUCUAUUACACAGCCGGCAGAUUUGGUGACUUCUUUGGUCUCUGAUUGGAGUGAUGGGGAUGAUGCUAAUCCUGAUGAUUCAGAUGAAAGCAUCUCGCCGCCUAAGAAGAAGGUUGCACCUUCGGCGGUGCAUGUAAAAGUCGCACAGGCGAAAGUACCAACUCAAGCUGCUUCGAAAACGGCGGCGGUGGUAACAACAAAACCGGUACAGCCUGCCAAAUCAGCGCCAGCGGCUAAAGUAGCUGCAAAAGCACCUCAGAAGCCUGUUCAAAAGGUAGAACCAUCUACAGAGAAGGAGAAACCAGCUCCAGCUGUAUCUACCGCAGCAGCUGCAUCAAAGAAAGCCGUCGCCACUUCUCAGCCUAAGAAGGUUAUCAAUGCUGAAAAGAAACAACCAGAUCCCCCGCCGCAACCAACAUUUAAGCGAACUAGAAUCAUCAAGAGGAAGAUAAUAUGGGAUCCGGAUGCACCGGAAACUCAGUUUUCAUAUGCCAAAUUGGUUAAACCGAGUACCCCGGCUGCCGGGAAGAAGGAGAAAGCUGCUGCUGCUGCAGCAGCAAAAUUAAAAGAUGAUUCAGAAGAUGGUUCGAGGGCGGGAACACCGCCAGUUAAAAGGCCACCGUCGACGACUCCGUCGGUUAAUGGAGGAAGUAGAAAGAAGACUUCUAGGGAAAUCGACCGGUUGUUGGGUGAUGAGGGAGCUGUUAAUAUGUUGAAUUCAUUGGAGACAGAAAGGUCGAAACGCACACCAGAUAUUGAGACGAUUUCACCGAGGCCGACAACAGCACGAAAGGCGGUAGCAGCAGCAUCAUUGUCGCCAGUUGAAAAGCCUUCAACAGCGCCGGCAAAGAAAGAAACAACCUUAGCGAAAAAUCGCAAGACAAAACCAAAAGCAUCCUCCACCUGGGACUAUGUGUACAAACGCAAGAAGCAGCAAGAUGAUGAUGCUAUGAUUAUUCGUCGAAGAUCGAAUAGCUCCUAUUCGAGUUCGGCAAGUAUCAAUCGUCUUAGCGUCGAUGGUCCAGGAUCAUCUGGCAAAUCAACAAAAACUUCAAAAACCCCUACAGGAAGUGACGCCGUGGAACCAAAGACGCCAGAGACUGACAAUCAAUUUGAGUUUGCAAAACCAGAAAAUAAAUCAAAAUUAAAGAAAAUGAAGAGUCCGGUAAUUCUUGUCAAUGCCUUGUCAGUCGAUAUGAAAAAAGGAACAGCAAAACGAAUUACAAAGAGUUCGGUGGCUGAUGAUGAGGAUGAUGACGAAGAAGCAAGAGGAGAUGUUAAAGUUUUGAAUAUUGGAAAUGUGAGGCAAAUUACUUUCAACACACAUCGAUCAAAGUUGGGAAGUACUUUAACUGUGCCGCUCAUGAAUGAAUUGUGUAGAGUUUUGGAGGUUUUAAACAAGGACACAGAAUGCAAUGCUGUAUUGAUGCUUUCAGAAGGUCCAAACUUCUGCCAAGGAAUCGAUUUUACCGAUUUGGCUGUGGGAACGGUGGAAAAGAGAAAAAAUGCUGCUAUUCAAAUGGCAAAGGCAGUGAAAAACCUGCUUACAACACUUGCUCAAUUCAGCAAACCUCUCAUAGCUGGCGUAAAUGGCUCCAAUUCUGGAUUAGGAGUUACAAUGUUGCCUUUGUUUGACGUAGUCAUUGGCAGUGACAAGGGAACAUACGAAACGCCUUAUGCUAAAAUUGGACAAAUUCCUGAAGGAUAUUAUAUUUUCUCAGAAACAUCAAAAAUACGUUCAACUUUUAAAACAAAACUUCUCUGGCUCUCGGAGAAAUUACACUCAACAGAGUCUGCAUUAUCAGGUCUUGUCAAUAAACUGACGAGCAUUGGUAAAGUAAACGAAGAAGCACUGAGUGCAGCAAAACGAAUUGCAUCGCUUUCUCCCGAGACCUAUUCAGUGAUGAAGAAACGAAGCAUAGAAAAUGCUUUACCACAAAUUAUUGACUCACUUGACGAGGAAGAAGAAAUUUUAAUACGACAAUGGUGCAGUGCGCCAUGUGUGGAGAAUUUUAAACAUUUCAUCCAAAAGGGUCAAUGGUGAAACAAUUAUAAUUUACUGAUUUUUAUUUUAAAAGGAAACUUGACGAAUUCCUCCUUAACAAACAAAAUCCAAAAUUAUAUACUUGAGUUAUGUAAUAAACAAAAAAAUAAAAAAAAAAUAGUUAGAUUAUAAAAAAUAUUAAAAAUGUUAUAAUUUGUCACUUCUUUUCUUAUCAAUUUUGUAGAUGAAACUUUGAGCUUUUGUUUUUAAUGAAACGAAAGGAAAAUCACCAUGUUGAAUUAUUUACACAAAAUUAUGUUGAAGAAAAAAUUAAAUAAAUAAAUGUCGCAUUUUAUUUUUAAUAAAAAUAAGAAAGACUUUUAGUAAUUAAGUUAAAUAUCAGAAAAAAAAAAAAACAAUAAUUGGCGCAAGAAUACGAAUCCAGUCGAAAGAAAAACCUUAUACGGCCAUGUUAUUGACUAAUUUCUAAAUUCGUUAAUAGUAUGGUUGUCAAUAUUUUAUCAAAAAAGUUUAAAUAAUUGUAAAUAUAAAAAUAAAAUAAGAACCAACACAAAGAUUCAUUACAAUUAUACAAUUUGUGCUUUUUGUUAAAAUUUUUGAUUACAAAUUUCGCUGUUUUUUAUUAUUAUUUUUUUUUUUUUAAUUUUAUUUUGCAUUGCAAUACAUCUUACCUAUAAUUUG
This is a messenger RNA of Episyrphus balteatus (marmalade hoverfly), 3791 nucleotides long. It is a transcript of the gene HIPP1, whose product is annotated as nucleolar protein dao-5. NCBI's taxonomy places the organism in Eukaryota, Metazoa, Arthropoda, Insecta, Diptera, Syrphidae. The record is from RefSeq and is a predicted model, not a curated record. The transcript is spliced from 6 exons. Bases 414 to 3149 code for a protein of 911 amino acids.